This is a messenger RNA of Eutrema salsugineum, 1873 nucleotides long. Its product is annotated as aldehyde oxidase GLOX. The record is from RefSeq and is a predicted model, not a curated record. Lineage: Eukaryota; Viridiplantae; Streptophyta; Magnoliopsida; Brassicales; Brassicaceae. Bases 93 to 1787 code for a protein of 564 amino acids. The transcript has a single exon.
CUAUUUGCAAGAAAGACAAUAAUUACCCAAAGAAGCUUCAACUGUCCCGGAGAAAGAAGACUCAGAGCUGAAAAAAAAAGAAGAAAACGAAUAUGAAAGAAGAAAGAUUCAAGAAGAACCUAUACGCACUCGUUUUAUCUUUCUUCUCCUUCUUCCUCUGUUCCACUUCGGAUUUGCUCCUCCCACGUUCACCGUUAGCGAUUCUCGCCGGCGGGAGGUGGGAUCUCCUGCAGCCGAGUGUAGGCAUAUCGGCGAUGCACAUGCAACUCCUCCACAACAACAAAGUCGUCAUCUUUGACCGUACGGACUAUGGCCCUUCGAAUCUCCCUCUCCCUCCUCAAAUGUGCCGAAACGCCACCGUUUUCGACUGCUCUGCUCAUUCCCUCCUAUACGACGUCGCUUCGAACACCUUUCGCGCGCUCACUCUCCGUUACGACACGUGGUGCUCCUCCGGCUCCUUAAACGCCUCAGGCUCUUUGAUCCAGACCGGCGGUUACGGCGUCGGCGAACGAGCUGUACGUGUAUUCACACCUUGCGACGGCGUCGGUGGAAGCGUGUCUUGUGACUGGGUUGAGAACAGAGCGUAUCUUUCCUCUCGCCGGUGGUAUUCCACCAAUCAGAUUCUUCCCGACGGCCGGAUUAUCAUCGUCGGCGGAAGAAGAGCCUUCUCCUACGAAUUUUACCCCAAGAAUCCAGGAAAAUCCGUUUUCUAUCUCAGGUUCUUGGCGGAAACGAGAGACCCGAAGGAGGAAAACAAUCUUUAUCCGUUUCUUCAUCUUCUCCCCGACGGGAAUCUCUUCAUCUUCGCCAAUCGAAGAUCGAUUUUGUUCGAUUUCGUCAAUCACCGAAUCGUCAAAGAGUUUCCGGUGAUUCCCGGCGGCGAUAAACGGAAUUACCCCAGCACUGGCUCCUCCGUGCUCCUCCCUCUCUUUCUCACCGGAGAAAAUAACCGAUCGAAGAUAGCGGCGGAAGUUAUGGUCUGCGGCGGUGCUCCGCCGGGAGCUUUCUUAAAAGCGGCGAGGACGAUCCCUAAAAUCUUCGUCGGGUCGUCUCGCACGUGCGGGAGAUUGAAAGUGACCGACCGGAAUCCGCAAUGGGUCAUGGAGCAGAUGCCGUCGCCACGUGUAAUGCCUGAUAUGCUGCUAUUACCAAACGGUAACGUUUUGAUCAUCAACGGUGCGGCUAAUGGAACCGCUGGUUGGGAAGACGCCACAAACGCUGUUCUCAACCCGAUUCUAUACUUACCCGACGAGCCUGACCCGACCCGGAGAUUCGAAAUCCUCGCCCCAACUCGAAUCCCUAGAAUGUACCACUCGGCGUCUCUUCUUCUUCCCGACGGGAGAGUCUUAGUCGGAGGAAGCAAUCCUCACCGGAAUUACAAUUUCACGGCGAGACCGUACCCGACGGAGCUCAGUCUCGAGGCCUAUCUCCCGCGUUACCUCGAUCCGCAGAACGCGGGCGUGAGGCCGACGAUUCUCACGGUGGAGCUGGCCGGAAACAUGCUUUAUGGGAAGGCGUUUUCCGUUACGUUCGUGAUUCCGGCGUUCGGUAUGUUCAACGGAGAAGUCUCGGUGCGGCUCGUGGCUCCGUCGUUCAGCACGCACUCGACGGCGAUGAACCAGAGAUUGCUGGUCCUGCGCGUGAGGCGCGUGGCUCAGUUAUCUGUUUUCGCGUACAAAGCUGAUGUGGAUGGGCCCACUAACUCCUACGUGGCACCACCUGGGUAUUAUAUGAUGUUCGUGGUCCACCGUGGAAUUCCGAGUGUGGGUAUUUGGGUUAGACUUUGAAACUUAAUAGUUUUUGGAUAUUUUUUUGAAGAAUGUUGUAAAACAUUUUGUUUUGGUGAAAGUAAGAGAAUAAUGGAAACUAAGAG